Molecule: messenger RNA, 1629 nt
Organism: Didymosphaeria variabile
Lineage: Eukaryota; Fungi; Ascomycota; Dothideomycetes; Pleosporales; Didymosphaeriaceae
Exons: 2
Coding region: 1-1629 (542 amino acids)
Biological process (GO): transmembrane transport
Molecular function (GO): transmembrane transporter activity
Source: RefSeq, a predicted model, not a curated record
AUGGCAUUAAGAACACACCAAGAGGUUGACCUGGUGCCGGGCACUGAGGUUAUGGACGCAGAUGGCAGAGCGAAGAAAGCGUUGAUUCCCGUACCUUCCAACGAUCCUCGCGACCCCUUGAACUGGUCGAAGAAAUGGAAGCUUAUGGUGAUGGCCAGCCAAUGGCUCUUCACAUGGAUCUCAGUCACUGGCGCCCUGUCAAUCGCACCGAUGUUUCCUCUCCUUGGCCAAGAGUUCCAUCUUAAUAACUCACAGCUUGCAUUCCUCACAGGAAUCACAGUCAUCACUCUUGGAGUUGCUGGUUUCGUCAUUGUCCCCAUGAGCAACAUCUUCGGACGUCGAGCCGUCAGCUUGACCUUCGCGUUCUUCAUCAUGCUCACAUGUAUCUGGCAAGCAUUGGCAACUUCGCACCGCAGUCUUCUUGCAGCACGUGCGUUGAACGGUGUUGUUUGUGCGACGAGCGAAACGAUUCCGGUGCAGAUGAUUGCUGACGUAUUCUUCCUUUACGAGCGUGGCGCCUGGACCGGGGUUUAUUUCACUGGUUACUUCCUCGGCGCCUUCCUCGGUCCAGUCAUGAGCGGAUCCAUUGCCGCCCACCAUGGCUGGCAAUCUUUCUUUUGGCUGGAAACCGGCUUGUCUGCGUUUUCGAUUGUCCUAAUCUUCUUCACCUUUCCAGAAACCAAAUAUCACCGCCAGAACACGAAAGGCUACACCGGCGUGACUACCCCUGACUCCAGUCAAAGUCAAGGGGCCAUCAUGAAUGACCGCAGCGGACAGAAUUCAGUUGAAAAAGCAGAAUCACAGAUCGUCAAUCACCGCACCGAGAGCGAGUCUGCUCUGCCUCCUUUGGGCCGUGGCCGGCCAUCGCGAGGACAGUUCAUGCCGUUCAGAAAGCCAGAUCCUCGUUGGAAGAUGUUUGUAGUGCGCGAUACCUGGACACCCGUUAAGGUAUUCUUCAACCCCAUCAUCCUAUGGGCUGGGUUGAUGCUUGCGGGACCGGCGGAUCUCGUUCUCUUCUUCAACAUCAGCGAGUCUGUCAUCUUCGCCGCGCCACCCUACCUUUUUAACCCGGAGAACGUCGGCUACACCAACUUUGCGUUUGUCAUUGGCGCUCUGCUCGGUCUUGCCACUGCAGGUCCCUUCUCUGAUUGGGUUGCCGCACGCGCUACACGCAAGAACAGCGGCAUCCGUGAGCCCGAAAUGCGUCUGCCGGCACUGUGGUUCUUCAUGAUCAUCACUAUCAUGUCGGUUAUUCUCGGUGGCAUCGGAUACCAACGACACUGGGGUUGGGGCCACAUCGUGGUCUGGGGAUACGGCUUUGCUGGCUUCGGUGUCACCACCGUACCCACGAUUUCGAUCACUUACGCCAUUGAUUGCUACAAGCCUAUCUCAGGUGAGAUCAUGGUGGUUGCGACUGUGUUCAAGAACUUCAUCGCUUUCUCGUACAGCUACUGGAUCUUCGAAUUAGCGCACACCAGCAAAAACGGCUGGAUCACACCCGCCAUGGUCAUCUUUGCGUGCACAGUUGGUCCCGCAUUGUUUGCCUUUCCGCUAUACUACGGUUUAGGCAAGAAGAUUCGCACAUGGACUAGGAACUCGGAUGUGCAUCGCAUGGAGCAGGUCAUCUAA